Messenger RNA from Paecilomyces variotii, 1680 nucleotides. Its product is annotated as phosphotransferase enzyme family protein. Bases 1 to 1680 code for a protein of 559 amino acids. NCBI's taxonomy places the organism in Eukaryota, Fungi, Ascomycota, Eurotiomycetes, Eurotiales, Thermoascaceae. The transcript has 3 exons. The record is from RefSeq and is a predicted model, not a curated record. Gene Ontology annotation, cellular component: mitochondrion.
AUGGCGCCUCUGAAAACUCUGAGAAGAGUUACAAGGGCGACACUACCCCGAUUUCAUCGCAUGCUCCUUUCCGCUUCCCCCUCGAGAACCUCCAAACCUCCCCAUCCCGUUACAAUCCACUCAGAUCAAGAUAGACUCGACACUCUCUUUUCUUAUACCUCUGGACGCUGGCUAUGGGACGAGGCAGCUCAGCUUCGUAAACGGUACCAGCCCUUCAAUGUCGAAGAACUCAAACAAACAGCCGCCAGAUCAGUCAAUGCGGAAUUCUGCGUCGAAAUAACGAAAUUACCGGAAGGCUCAUACAACAAAACCUUUCUAUUGACAAUGGAUAAUGGCGUCCAGGUCAUUGCGAAAAUUCCCAACCCUUACAUCCCUCAAAAAUUCGUUACAGCCAGCGAAGUUGCCACGCUUGACUUUCUUCGUAACGAGCUAGGUAUACCUGUCCCGCGAGUCUUUGCUUGGAGCAGCAAGGAAGACCAGCCUGUGGGAGUCGAAUAUAUCAUCAUGGAAAAAGCUGCUGGCAAUGAGUUAAGCAAAAGUUGGUCCACUAUGGAUAUAUCGGAUAAGGUGGACAUUGUGUCUCAGUUGGCCAAUAUUCAAGCCAAAAUAGCCGCUGUCGACUUCGGUCAUUAUGGAAGCUUGUUCUAUAGAGAGGAUAUUGAGGGUGGCAUUAAUGUCCCUGGAAUAGCUGAUCAGUUUUGCAUCGGCCCCAGCUGUGAUAUACGAUUUUGGGAAGAGGAGAGGAGAUUCAUGAGCGCGUUUAGGGGCCCUUGGUCGUCGUCUGAGGCGUAUGCGAUAGAUAUCGCCAGGCGAGAGAAAGAAUGGAUUGCCCGGUUUGCAAAUCCUCGUCAUCCGGCAGACCCGUUGAGACAGUCAGAUAGCCAAGAGUCUCCCGAUUGUCACAUUAAACUCCUCGACAAGUAUCUGAAAGUUGUGCCUCAUUUGAUACCAUCACAUCCAGGUCAAAAUCGGUCUGUACUUUGGCACUCUGAUUUACACUUUGGGAAUAUAUUUGUAAAGGAAAAUCAGAUUGUCAGCAUCAUUGAUUGGCAAGGCUGCUCAAGUCUUCCCGUUUUUCAUGCCAGCAGGAUACCGAAAUUCCUGAAAAUUCAUGGGCCCUUGCUUUUCGACCUUCCAUCAGCCACGGGCCUCACGCCACAAGAAAAAGAGGAAAAUCUACGGAGAUACCAUCUUACACAACUACAGAGGCUCUAUAUUUCCAAAUUCUGCGAAAUUGACAAUGACGUCUUCUCUGCUCUGUCGUUUCCUCAAGCUUUAACGCGACAGCAGCUCAUCGAUUUUUCAGGAUACACAUGGGAUGACGAUGGAUUGUUUUUGUUUCGAGAGAUGAUGCUUCGGACAUUGCGCGAAUGGAUGGAAUUAACUGGCCAGCCCCAGUCCUCUUGUCCUGUGACAUUCGACACCGAUGAGCUUGCGUCUCAUGUUGCCGAAGGGAAGAGCUGGGAAGAUCGCAGGGAGCUAUUCGGUACCCUUGGAGUCCCCAUUGACGGCUGGGUUCAUCUUGAAGACUUCGAGGAAAAGGUGGAAACAAUGCGUAAUCUAGUGAGUUCGAUCAUAGACGCCGCGGAUGACAAGGAUGGCGUAAAAGACGCACUAAGAGCUUGGAAACUGUCGGAGUCGGGGCCUGCCAGCCUAUCGGGUAAUCUGAUGGAUAUCUAG